Capsicum annuum is the source of this 1130-nucleotide messenger RNA. Its product is annotated as ethylene-response factor C3-like. Gene Ontology annotation, biological process: ethylene-activated signaling pathway; regulation of DNA-templated transcription. The transcript has a single exon. The record is from RefSeq and is a predicted model, not a curated record. Bases 70 to 669 code for a protein of 199 amino acids. Lineage: Eukaryota; Viridiplantae; Streptophyta; Magnoliopsida; Solanales; Solanaceae. Gene Ontology annotation, molecular function: DNA-binding transcription factor activity; DNA binding.
AAUAGUCCAAUUUUUUUUUAGAAAAAAAAAAAAAAAAACCAAAAAUUAUUCUGCAUUCAAAUCUUGAACAUGGAUUAUUCAUGGGAUGAACUUCUUUUUCAUCACAAUUCUCUUCCAUUUAACGUUAACGACACGGAAGACAUGUUACUUUUUAAUUUUGUUGCUGAGGGUGGCAGUAGUACAACAAAUUCUUGUUCAAGUUCUGGCAUAAAGGAAGAAGAGGUCACUUCAUACGAAGAACCCGAAAAGGAAAAGAAUUAUAGAGGUGUUAGAAAGAGGCCAUGGGGGAAAUUUGCAGCUGAAAUACGUGAUUCUACAAGGAAUGGUGUACGUGUUUGGUUAGGUACAUUUGAUAGUGCUGAAGAAGCUGCUUUGGCUUAUGAUCAAGCUGCAUUUGCUAUGAGGGGGUCGAUGGCGAUACUUAAUUUUCCCAUAGAGAUAGUGAAAGAGACUUUGAAUGAAAUGAAGUGUAGGUUUGAUGAGGGAUGUUCGCCCGUGAUGGAGUUGAAGAAGAGACAUUCCAUGAGAAGAAAAACCGCGAGCCGCUCGCGGAGAAUCCGGGCAAGGAAAGAUCAUGAGUCGUCUAAAAAUGUUGUUGUGUUUGAAGAUUUGGGUGCUGAGUAUUUGGAGGAAUUAUUGAUGUCUUCAGAAAGAAUCACAAAUUGGUGAUGUUUCUCCUCUGUUUGUUCACAGUAGCAAAAGCUACUGCUCUGUCUAGAUAAUCUUGAAUGAGGUUUAGGCCAUCAUUUGUUUGUUUCUUUUCGCUUUUUUGAUGACGGGAAAAUGAAGAGGAGAUUACUAAAAAUGUGGAAAUUCAGAUGUCAAUCAACUAAACUCCUAGGAUUUUCCUUCUUCCCGGGCCUUCAUUAAUUCGUUGAUGACUUUAUUAAUUUGUGGUUCUUUUCUACAUACAAAAGAGCUAAUGUUUCGUGUUCCAUCUUUUUGUUUUUGUGACAUGCUCAAAAAUGUCCAUUUCAACAGUAAAGUUGAAUGCUUGCUUUGAAUUUUGAUAGGUGCUAGCAACUGAAUGUAUCUCCAUAUCAAAUUUGACUUGUGUCAUAGAAGAAAAAACAAAAGUAAAAUAGUGGACCUUCAAUUGAGUUAUGAAAUAAUAUGAGCUUUCUGAGACC